UGGCGUAUCUGCGGAGUGCAGAGGUAGACUGUAAAAUAAAUACGAGACAUUUGACGUCCAAGAAUAAAGAAUGGUAUUGCGGUUCUGUCCGUUCUGCGCUAAUCUUCUCAGAUUCCGGGAGCAUCCAUCGGGCAAUCGAUUCGCAUGCCCCACGUGUCCAUAUAUUUUUCCAAUAAGGUCCCGAAUAAGUUCACGCACUUACUUUACGGGCAAAGAGCGUGCUGACAUUAUUGACGCUGAAUCCGCAUGGAUGGGAGUAGAUUCGACGGAUGAACGUUGCCCCAAGUGUUCACAUCCACGUGCUUACUUCAAGCAGAUACAAACGCGGUCCGCCGACGAACCUAUGACACUCUUCUAUAGAUGCUGCAAUCACGAAUGUGCUCACACGUGGCGAGUCGAUUAAUCUCACAGAAGUGGAAUACUGCAAGCAUUAGAUCUAUCAUGAAUCCCAGCUCAAUGGGUCCCAUGAAAGUUAUUAUGA
Messenger RNA from Mycetomoellerius zeteki, 481 nucleotides. RefSeq names its product RNA polymerase III subunit K (gene Polr3K). NCBI's taxonomy places the organism in Eukaryota, Metazoa, Arthropoda, Insecta, Hymenoptera, Formicidae. The coding region runs from base 71 to 403 and encodes 110 amino acids. Gene Ontology annotation, cellular component: RNA polymerase III complex. The record is from RefSeq and is a predicted model, not a curated record. The transcript is spliced from 2 exons. Gene Ontology annotation, molecular function: zinc ion binding; nucleic acid binding. Gene Ontology annotation, biological process: termination of RNA polymerase III transcription; DNA-templated transcription.